Molecule: messenger RNA, 765 nt
Organism: Cotesia congregata
Lineage: Eukaryota; Metazoa; Arthropoda; Insecta; Hymenoptera; Braconidae
Source: the annotation of a GenBank genome assembly
UUAUUUUUCGUUGUUUACAGAUUUCGUAUCGACAACACCGACCACAUAAUUGAUGUAAAUAAAAAUAAUGCUGCGUUCGAGUAUGACCAGGUCAAUAUUAUUUGUCCCGUCUACGGACCCGGGACUUAUGAUGACGAAGCUGAGAAGUACAUUAUUUACAAUGUGUCGAAAGAAGAAUACGAGACCUGCAGAAUAACGAACCCGAGUCCGCGGGUGAUAGCGGUUUGCGACAAACCCACAAAAACAAUGUACUUCACCAUAACGUUCAGGCCGUUUACACCGCAGCCCGGCGGGCUGGAGUUUCUCCCCGGGCACGACUACUACUUUAUCAGCACGUCGUCAAAGGACGACCUCCACAGGCGCAUCGGCGGACGGUGCUCCACACACAACAUGAAGGUAGUCUUCAAGGUGUGCUGUGCGAACGACGGGUCAUCGUCAACCCGCAACAACAACAACCCCGCGGCGGCGCCCACUCUACCUCACGUACCCCCGCCAGCAAUCUACCCGUCACAUCCCCAUCAGCCGCAGCCGCCGAUUCACAAUGGACCGCCAUCCCUAGCGUCACCGCCCAAGACCUCCAUCACCCAGAAGAAGAAAAACAAGGAGUACUCGGAUCAUCCGAACGAGGUGGUAAAAAAUGAAGAGCUAACUUACACCGGUGCAAGCUCAGCACUCAGUCGACCACGGGAGAGUUUUCAGCGAUUGAUUUACCUCUCAACGGUAGCACUUCUGGUCAGCACACUACUACCCACUCUGAUGCGGUGA